Cyphellophora europaea CBS 101466 is the source of this 450-nucleotide messenger RNA. RefSeq lists its product as uncharacterized. The transcript has a single exon. Bases 1 to 450 code for a protein of 149 amino acids. The record is from RefSeq and is a predicted model, not a curated record. NCBI's taxonomy places the organism in Eukaryota, Fungi, Ascomycota, Eurotiomycetes, Chaetothyriales, Cyphellophoraceae.
AUGCGUUUCACCACCCUCCUCCUGGCCGCCGCCGCCAGCACCACCCUCAGCUACGCCCAAGACCUCGACGACGUCCUAGGCGACCUCGCCACGGCCGCCGACCUCGACGACCUGACCAACCUGGCCACCUCCCUGGCCGCCGACCCGGGCGUGCAAUCCGCCAUCAGCGACGCGAGCAACCUCCCCUCCGCCAUCGCCACCAACUCGGUCUUCCAGUCUCUGUCCUCCGAGGUCGCCACCAACUCGGUCUUCCAGUCUCUGUCGUCCGCCGUCGCCACCAACUCGGACCUCAGCUCCCUCGUCAACUCCGCUACGGGAGGUAGUGGUGCGUCGAACACGGGGUCGAGCUCGGGCGCCGUGGCGACGGGGGACAGCGGCGCGGAGCGCGUCGUGAUGGGCGCUAUGGGCGCGGCGGCUGCUGGUGUCGUGGGCCUUGCUGCUUUGCUGUGA